AUGUCGAUCCGGCGCCAGUCGUGCGACAGCUGCUUCGCCUCCCGCCGAAAAUGUGAUCUCACAUACCCAAUCUGCAUUCGCUGUGAGCGCAACAACAAGAGCUGCCAGUACAAGUAUCCACCGCAGCUGCUCAAGGAGCGCAUCGCCGUCGACGCUACCGCCACAGUACCUGCUACUCAAUCCACCCGACAAGUGAAGCGGAAAUUCAGCCAUGUCGAUGCUUCAUCGCGGCACACGACAGGCCCCGUGGCCCCGACGCCCAGCAGUCCGCGAUGGACGGGCCCCCGGGCCCCCCCCCCGCCGAUAGCAGCCUCAAAGUCGUGGAACUGGGUGCUCAACCAGAUCCGCAGCUGUCCGCAAAACUUUGCAGAGCGCGCAGAAACAAUCUUCAUCCACAAGGGCCUCUACACCGACAACAAGCCCCCGCCGCCGCUCCGCGCAGCCUUUGGUAUCUGCGCCGGCGCCCUGUCGGCGAACCAGGUCAGCCACCAGACGCUCUUCCGCGUCCUGGACUCCGAGGUCGUCGCCCUCAUCAGGUCGUCUCUGGCGGGCUCCCUGCAGGAGGAGCUGCACAAGCUGCAGGCCGUGGUGCUGUAUCAAAUCAUCCGCCUCUUCUACGGCCGGGUUGGCGAGCGCGUGCUCGCCGAACGCCAGGAGUACUUUGUCCGCUCCUACGCCCUCAAGCUGCUGCACUUGUCUGACACGGAGCUACGCAGUGGCCCUCGCACAUGGGCGGCGUGGAUCCUCGCCGAAAGCAUCCGGCGGACAGUCUACAUUGCGUUCAAGCUGUACACGUCGUACGCCAUGUCGAGGUACGGCCAGUGCUCGGAGAUGCAGGCCAUGAACAUGCUGCCUAUUUCUACCAACUCGCGACUGUGGUACUCGAGCGAAGAGCGUGGGUUUCAGCCUCCGGACCGAGACGAGGUCAUGACGUACAAGGACUUUGCCGAGUUUUAUGCAAGGACGCUGAGGAGAGUGCAUGAGCCGUUUGAGAGAUUAAUUAUUGUGGGGUGCAAACGACGCAUAGAGCAGGUUGAUGGGAUUGUUUGUCCGCGGAGCAGAGCGGAGGAGGUUGUUUGA
Messenger RNA from Metarhizium brunneum ARSEF 3297, 1080 nucleotides. RefSeq names its product Transcription factor gsfR2. Lineage: Eukaryota; Fungi; Ascomycota; Sordariomycetes; Hypocreales; Clavicipitaceae. Gene Ontology annotation, biological process: regulation of DNA-templated transcription. Gene Ontology annotation, molecular function: zinc ion binding; DNA-binding transcription factor activity, RNA polymerase II-specific. The record is from RefSeq and is a predicted model, not a curated record.